UUGAGACAACCACUGCUAGUACACCCAGUCCUAAGAGUCAAGAGCCAUAUAAAGUGUUUUCAGAUGCAGCACCAAACCACUCUCGUGCCACUGAUGAAGUCCCUCUCAGAGCUCCCUCAAUCUCACUGAGUGAGGUGAAUCCACCUGAAAUUCAAAGAGUUGUCGUCGAGCACAUUUUACGGAAGCAAGAAACAUUCUUACCCGUGCAAUCCCAGGUGAGGCUCCGUUCAUUCUCCGGAAAAUCUCCUGCACCUAAUAAUGAAACCGACUACGACACAUGGCGUUCACACAUUGAGCUGCUCCAGAGUGAUCCAAGCGUAUCCCCUCUGCAAAUAUCCAGAAAAAUUCUUGAGAGUUUGCUUCCCCCAGCAGCUGACGUGGUUAAAGGCUUACGACCUGAGUCACCACCUGAAAUCUACCUGCAGCUGUUGGACUCAGCUUUUGGCAUUGUGGAAGACGGGGAAGAGCUCUUUGCACAAUUUCUUAACACACUCCAGAACCCAGGUGAAAAGUCAUCUGCCUACCUCCACAGGCUCAAGUUAUCUUUAAACAAAGCCACAAAAAGGGGAGGGGUUGCAUGUGAAGAAGCUGACAGACAUCUCCUUAAGCAGUUCUGCAGGGGUUGCUGGGACAGCAAUCUGCUCAGCGCUCUGCAACUCGAGCAAAAGAAAAGCAACCCACCUCGUUUCUCAGACCUUCUACUGAUGAUUCGCUCCGAAGAAGACAGACAGCAGGCCAAAAGCUGUCGGAUGAGGAAACACAUUGGUACCAUGAAGCAAAGAACCCAUCUGCAGUUUCAUGGUGCAUAUGCUUGUGAGCCAGAAGAGGUGCACGAGAGCAGUGGCAGUGCUAUUGAGGAUCUAAGAAGACAGGUGGCUA
This is a messenger RNA of Oryzias melastigma (Indian medaka), 879 nucleotides long. Its product is annotated as paraneoplastic antigen Ma1. NCBI's taxonomy places the organism in Eukaryota, Metazoa, Chordata, Actinopteri, Beloniformes, Adrianichthyidae. The record is from RefSeq and is a predicted model, not a curated record.